AUGGCGGUGGUGGAGUGCACGAGCGACACGUGCCAGAAGUUCGCCGCGCAGAACUGCAGCGCGGACGUCUCCCGUGAAGUGAGGAUAGAAGGUCUGGAGACCCGUGAUUAUCUUGACAACCUUAGCCAGCAGGAACGUUUUACCAAACAGGAAGAUGUUAUAACAUUUGAAUCAGAGGUUGAUGGAGUCUAUGUUGGCUGCCCAGGCCUAAUAGCUGUUAUUGACCAUGAAAAGAAACGCACAUUCAUUGUCCGAAAAGAAGGCCUUCCUGAUAUUGUUGUGUGGAAGUGGAACCCCUGGGAGAAGAAGUCCAAGACGAUGACAGACUUUGGCGACGACGAGUACAAGCAGAUGCUGUGCGUGGAUGUGGCGGCAGUCGAGAGGGUCAUAUUCAGCCGGCGAGGAGUGGACGGGGAAGCUGGAGCUCUCCGCCGUGGCGUCGACCAACUGCAGCGACCACUUGGAUCACCCGGCAGGCUGUAG
This is a messenger RNA of Miscanthus lutarioriparius, 483 nucleotides long. The record is from the annotation of a GenBank genome assembly. NCBI's taxonomy places the organism in Eukaryota, Viridiplantae, Streptophyta, Magnoliopsida, Poales, Poaceae.